Molecule: messenger RNA, 819 nt
Organism: Condylostylus longicornis
Lineage: Eukaryota; Metazoa; Arthropoda; Insecta; Diptera; Dolichopodidae
Product: arylalkylamine N-acetyltransferase 1-like
Exons: 3
Coding region: 93-746 (217 amino acids)
Molecular function (GO): N-acetyltransferase activity
Source: RefSeq, a predicted model, not a curated record
AGAGUGUGUUUAGAAAACUUAUUUUAAAAUUUAUAUUAAAUCUAAAUUGCUAUAAACUUUUUGGAUCAAAAGAAAAUUUACAAAUAAAUAAAAUGUCUGAAAAACCAAAAUUUACAAUUGAAGUGGUUAAAGAAGAGGAUGCUGAUGAAUUUUAUGAAAAUAUUAAAGAAUAUUUUUUAAAGGAUGAACCAACUUGUAAAUAUUUAGGUAUUACACAUUUGGAUGAAGUAAAAAAAUAUUUUGAAAAAAGUUUACCACAAAAGUGUUCUUUUAAAGCUGUCGAUGAAAACGGAAAAAUAAUUGGUGUUGUAGCAAAUGAAGUUCAAAAAAGACCGUCUGAAAAUGAUCCAAUAAAAACAGCAACUGAAAUGGCAAUUGAUGAAAGAUGGAAAAAAAUUUGUAUGCUUUUUGAUCGUAUUUCUGAAAAUUACAAUAUCUUUAAGGAAUAUCCUGAAGCAAAAUUUUAUUUAGCUGGUAAAGCGGUUGCAGUAAAUCCAAAAUAUCGUGGUUUAGGAAUUGCUGGUGAAUUAAUUAAAAAAACAAUAGAAUUUAUGAAAGAAAAUAAUAUUGAACCAAUGUUAAGAAUAUGUUCUAGUGCAUAUUCAGCGAGAGUAAUGGAAAAACUUAAUAUGACUGAAGUUUAUAAAAUUAAUUAUAAAGAUUUUAUUGUAAAUGGUGAACAAUUGUUAAAACCUGAAAGUCCUCAUGUAUGUUGUAGAGUAUUCGUUUUGGAAGUUAAAAAUUAAAGUUGUUUUUAUUUGUUUUUCUAUUUGUUUUUAAUUAUUUUAUAUAAUGUCAAUAAAUUCAAAUAUGCAUCGA